UUAGAUAGUAAAUAUAGUAGCAAUGACGACUAGAGAUUUGCUUUCUUUGCACGAAACUGUCUCUCGGUUUGAAGGAAUUGUUGAGCAACCGUGCUUUUUUCUGACUUCUUUAUGUCCAGAUAACUGCGGGCAUGGAGGAUCAACCGCUGUCUUUGCUAUACAAGAGUAUUUAAAUUAUGAAAAACCUGGUGAAUAUGGUGACCCUAAAUCGGAAAAGUACCACGUUCGUUUAAAAGAUUCCAAGGAAGCAACUGGUUUGACAAAAGAACGACUAGAUCUUUUAAAGAGUUUGGUAAUUGGAGACAUAGUGUUGCUAUCUUGGAAUCAUGAUUAUGUUCAUAAAGAAGGUUGCAGUUAUCCUGAGAGACCUAUUACAAAACUGGUUAGGUUUGAGCAUGAUACUGCAUCAAAUUAGGACAAGGCCUAGAAAUGAAUUUUUAUAAUAACAGAAAUGUUCUAAUUAUUAAAAACAUUUUUGUUAUUAUUGGUUUUGUAACAAAAUAAUUUUUAAUUUUAUACUAUUUCUGGUACAAUGCAUAA
Molecule: messenger RNA, 540 nt
Organism: Hydra vulgaris (swiftwater hydra)
Lineage: Eukaryota; Metazoa; Cnidaria; Hydrozoa; Anthoathecata; Hydridae
Gene: flp
Product: flp protein
Source: RefSeq, marked provisional